AAAAUGGAAGAAAAACUUUUGACCUGCAUUUAACUUUCGCGUAACAGCGGCAGACUGCGCCCCCUGGAGUCCCAGCAUCUGUAUGUGCCCGGAAAGAGAGGGAAACAGCUGGAGGUUUCAGCUGUCACCGUCUGUGUCCCUCCGUCAGGGCGUUGCAAGCUUUACCAAACAGGAGGGAGCCAGGCCAAGUUGUCCUUUUCUCAUUAUUUGGCGGACUAAUGUUUAACCUGUCGUAGAUAUGGAUUUCGACGCUUUAUUUAACGAGAAUACAUUUCAGUUCUCGGAUUUCCAAGAGUUCACGUUUCUUCCUGGACACCAGAAAUUGACCGAAAGAGUGAGAAAGCGAUUAUAUUAUGGCCUGGACAAUGAUGUUUCUUUAGAUGCCCUUUCCUGCCCUGUUACAGAUAUUGCCGUCGAAAUCUUCCAAAAGUCUGCCCCAAGCCCAAUACGAAAGCUCCAGAAGAAGUAUGCUGCCCAUGUUGCCAGGGAGGCCUGCAUUUCUCCGUGUGCCAUGAUGCUGGCUCUUGUUUACAUAGAAAGGCUUAGACAUAGAAACCCUGAAUACCUCCAAAAGAUCUCCUCCUCUGACCUCUUCUUAAUCUCCAUGAUGGUUGCCAGCAAGUACCUGUAUGAUGAAGGUGAAGAAGAGGAGGUGUUCAAUGAUGAAUGGGGAGCAGCUGGGAAGUUGGAUGUCAAAACUGUCAACAACCUGGAGAUGAACUUCUUGAACGCCAUUGAGUGGAGCCUCUUCGCUGACCCGAAUGACUUCUUUGAUUUACUAAGUCAACUGGAGACCAGCAUUGCGGAGCGGCAGGGGAUGAAACGCGGCUGGUUCACCUACACUGACCUCUGUGUGCUGCUAGAGCACUCUGUAUGGAGUCAAGCCCUCACAGCCAUCUACCAGCACUUUACUAAGGUAUCCUGUAUGCUUGGCCUGGUCUAUCUAACCAGUGUGGCUGGCCUUAUUGCCACCAGUGCUGUGAUUCACCAGCUCAGUCUCUCUAGAGGAGGCCAGUCUCUUCUUCCGCCAGAUGAGAUCAGCCUGACCCACUUUUUGGCUUCCAACCUGAGUCCAGAAACCUCUUCCUCAGCCCGCCGCCUCCCUUGUUGUGUUCUGGCCAACAAGAGUGUUAACCGUCAGACUGGCUCACCUGGAAGCAGGCAACACCACAGUCAAAGGCCUCCAUCGUCUUCCACACAAACAUCUGUAUUGUGUCUCUGGGGUUCCCUGCUUGCCUCGAUGGGUCAUAUACAUCCUGAAACGAAACCUGAUGUGGAAGCCUCCCAGACCUGGUCUCCUGUGUCCUUCAUCUGUCCUGGCUGUCUCGCAACACUCCCUCCUCUUGCUUGCGGGCUUCGAAACACCUCAUCAGUCCUCCCUCACGGCCCCUUUGAAAACCAUCAGCCUCAUUUGUCGUGGUUCUCCUCCAGCCUCCUCGGUGCUACCAAGCCAAGUGUGGACUCUCAUCUAGAUAUUUUUCCUCCUGUACAGCUGCGACCUUGCCACCCAAAGUCUAUGCUGCCAGUUGACAAAGUCCAAGCUCUGCUUAUGCCUGGCUAGAAAUGGCAGAGCUAUUCAUCCUGUAGUAAUGGACUCUGGAAAUGAAACCAGCAUUGUUGUUGUCACUCAUCUACUGCUUCAAGGCUUGUUUUUUUUUUUUUA
This is a messenger RNA of Haplochromis burtoni (Burton's mouthbrooder), 1663 nucleotides long. RefSeq names its product cyclin Pas1/PHO80 domain containing 1 (gene cnppd1). The transcript is spliced from 8 exons. NCBI's taxonomy places the organism in Eukaryota, Metazoa, Chordata, Actinopteri, Cichliformes, Cichlidae. Gene Ontology annotation, cellular component: cyclin-dependent protein kinase holoenzyme complex; nucleus. Gene Ontology annotation, biological process: regulation of cyclin-dependent protein serine/threonine kinase activity. The record is from RefSeq and is a predicted model, not a curated record. Gene Ontology annotation, molecular function: cyclin-dependent protein serine/threonine kinase regulator activity; protein kinase binding. The coding region runs from base 239 to 1561 and encodes 440 amino acids.